CACCAUUCACUGUUCAGAUCCCACUUUCCGACUCUUCCGGGUACCCCUUACACGAUAUUCCAAAGUCCGAUAGGCUACACGAUAGAUAAAUGAUUAUUGGUGUUUGCCUCUCGUUCAUUGCAGUCGAAGUUGUUUACUCUGUGGUUGACCUGAGUCUUAGUCCGAUAGACUAGUCAUUAUUUGAAGUUUGUAAAGCUGUUCUACUGUAAACAUGUAUGACGUUGUUAUUGUCGGCGCUGGGCUGUCUGGAUUGAACGCAGCACAUCUUUUACUGCAGAGAGAUGCAAACCUAAAAGUGUUGGUCUUGGAAGGAAAAGAGCGGGUGGGUGGGCGGACUCUCACACAGGAUGUGCCUGCUGCUGGUGGACUUGAUCGCUGGGAUCUUGGUGGACAGUGGGUGUCCAGUUCUCAGACCCAUGUAAUGCAACUCAUAGAGGAACUCGGUUUGGAGGUGUACCCACAAUACACCAAAGGCAAGAAGGUGCAUCACAUGGGGGGCCCCAAGGCCAGGAUCAACACCUACACGUCCAGUACGCCGUCCUACUCACCCCUGACAGUGCUAGACUUCCUGCAGUUCCUGUGGAAGCUUGACAGGCUGAGCAAGUCGGUGGAUGUGGAGGAGCCUUGGCGGACCCCUGACGCCGUUCGCCUGGACGCCAUGACCCUCUCCACCUACAUGGAGCAGCACCUGUGGACUACAGAGCUAAAGGAGGAGCUGGCGUUGUGUAGUCGUGCGGUGUUUGGGAUGGAGCCGUGUCAGAUGAGUCUCCUGUUCUUCCUCAUGUACUCAGCGGCCGCCGGGGGAUUCCUGCAGCUGCUGGAGACCACCCCUGGAGCAGCGCAGGAGUUUAGGGUCAAGGGGGGCACCCAGCAGCUGUCAGAGUGCUUGGCGGAGCGGAUCGGUACUGAGCGUGUGCGGCUCAACUCUCCUGUGACGGCCAUAUGGCAGGGAGACGAUGGUGUGGAGGUGAAGACACCAACUGAGUCAUUCUCCUGCAGAGUCGUCAUCGUCACCUGCCCCCCACACAUGGCAGCUCAGCUCGAGUACCAGCCAGCCCUCCCAAUGGAGAGACAGCAGCUGAGCCGGCACAUGCCAGUGGGGUACCUGAACAAGUUCAUCAUCACCUAUCCUACGGCCUUCUGGAAGGACAAGGGAUUCUCGGGGGAGAUCGUGGCGCGGCCGUCCAACGAAUGCCCCUUCUGCGUGACCUAUGAUGCCACCCUGACCACGGGCAAAGCAGCUCUAGUGGGGUUCAUCGCCGGCCUGCAAGCCUAUGACUGGGCAUCUCGAAAGAUGGAGGAGAGGAGAGCUGCAGUGGUCUCCAGCCUGGUGAGAUACCUUGGUCCUGAGGCCUCGAACUUCAUCCAUUACAUCGAGAAAGACUGGUCCCAGGAGCCUUACAGCGGGGGUUGCCCAGUGAAUGUCAUGGUCCCAGGGAUGCUAACCUACUUCCACCCCGGCCUCCGCAGGCCUGUUGGCAGGAUCCACUGGGCAGGUACGGAGACGGCCACCAAAUGGUGUGGCUACAUGAGCGGCGCUAUCCAGAGUGGCCACCGGGUGGCGCUGGAGGUACUGGCCCGCCUGAGCCCGCACUUGUUGAGUCAGGAGGAGAGGGAGGCGGCACAGGGCCUCCGCCACCAGGAACCAACCCCCCGGAGUGACCACUGGAGCCAUGUGAUUGGCUACUCGCCAUUCCGUAUCACCCUCACCCUGACCGCCAUCACUCUGGGGGCCACCUUGCUAUUGGUCAAGCCUCAACUCAGGAGAGAUGUGAUUGGCCAAGUGUUAGCCUGGCUUCCUAAAUAUUACACAAACUAGGAACACAGAUGUUCUCUAGACAGGCACAGACAAAACAGUGCUUUAUGAGCCGCAGGGCGAAUCGAUCGAAUUUAGCUGCAAUAUCUUUCGAACCACAGGGCAUAGCGACAGAACGUGUUCUGUUCCGUGUUUCGUUUACUCUGGGCAAAGAAAAAUGUAAUCAAAACAACAGAAGUGACAUACAAAAGAAAUGUUUUUAUCCAUGCUUGAAGCUCCUAGUCCCAUUUGUGUACCAUGUGUUCCAUGUGUCCAUGUGUUCAUGUUGUCUUGUGCUAUUAAAAUGGAAUUCCUAUACAGCCUUUGUUUUAAAUGAGCUCAUCCCAGUUGUGGUAGCAGGCAAGGAGGCCAUCGCACUUUCCUGGUCUUGUGGAAGAUAAAACGUGUGUGCAGCAGCAGCAGUGUGUGUGUGCGUGUGUGUGUGUGUGUGUGUGUGUGCUGGAGGUGGGAGGUGAUGGACGCGCCGCAGGAAAUUGCUAAUUCAUGGCGGAGAGGCGUCCUGUUUGUCUUGAUAAGGACGCGCGCUGCCGCGGCAACAGCAGGACCAGGAAGGGAGGGCCGGCGGAGAGGAUGGAUCUCUCGCGUCGCACCAAACCACACAGAGCCGAAGAUUCCGCUUCUUAACAUUCCAGGACGGGGGCUGCUCCGGUGUAUUGGCCGAGCCCCAACUGAGUCAUUUGAUUGGACGCGUGUUGGAGAGCGUGGCUUCCUCGGAGAUGACUAAUCCUGCGGUCGGAACUCCCACUCAUUCACUGCUCACUCAGGGCCUGAUUUACUGAAGGUGUGCGACGUGCGUGUAUAGAAAACCUGUGUAGACUCAGAAUCAGCCAGAAAUGAAUGAGCAUGCUGAUCCACUAAUGGGGAAUACUGAAGAUGUCUCCUUUCAAAUGAAAAACAUAAGACAUAUUGCCAAGAUAAUAUGCCUUCAUGAAUACAGUUUGGGCCAUUUCUCAAGUUCACAAAAUACUGGGAGGUGAACGUUUAGCUAGUUAAUUUAGCAAAUGCAAUGCAAUUUGCCAAGCCCGUUUAGUACCUUGUGAUUACAUCUGCAUUUAAAGAUAACAUAGAAUGGGUGAAUAAAGCCUUGCACUUUCAAAGUGUUAUCAGUGAAUAUUGAUUAAAGAAGAAUUCCUUUCAUUAUGAACAAACUAUUGUGCCUUGUUCUUUUAGGAAUGACAUGGUGAU
Sardina pilchardus (European sardine) is the source of this 3001-nucleotide messenger RNA. RefSeq names its product probable flavin-containing monoamine oxidase A. Gene Ontology annotation, molecular function: oxidoreductase activity. The transcript is spliced from 12 exons. The coding region runs from base 212 to 1819 and encodes 535 amino acids. The record is from RefSeq and is a predicted model, not a curated record. Lineage: Eukaryota; Metazoa; Chordata; Actinopteri; Clupeiformes; Clupeidae.